Molecule: messenger RNA, 1695 nt
Organism: Thamnophis elegans (Western terrestrial garter snake)
Lineage: Eukaryota; Metazoa; Chordata; Lepidosauria; Squamata; Natricidae
Gene: PGCKA1
Product: chromosome 9 C4orf19 homolog
Exons: 5
Coding region: 302-1276 (324 amino acids)
Source: RefSeq, a predicted model, not a curated record
GAGGCAGAAACAGAGAGUGUUUGGCGAGAGGCAGAAAGAAAGAGAAAGUGGGAGAAAGAGAGAGAGAGAGAAACUGAUUGACUAACCGACUUAGUUCCGGGGAUGGCAGACCGAGAUCCCAGCCUGCUUCCAUUCCGGAACGACCCCGAGGCGACAGCAUCCCAGCGUAAGGCAGUUCCAGGAUGGCUCUGCCCAUAGACGUCAAUAAAAGCCAAUGGACUCUAAUACAAUGCCCGUGAGGUUAAAAUCAUGGUCCUUCAACUCCCUCUGAUUUGUUGAUACUGACAAAAGAAGAAUCCAGAUGGGGUGCAAAUGCUGUAAAAUGAUUAAAAGCUACAUCUUUCAUCCCCAAGACGUGCAGACGGCUGCGUACAUCAACGAGAUAAACUAUAAACCAGAGGAGGAAGAAAGAGGGAAAUUUCACGGCAAGCAGAACAGUGACAUUCUGGGCCGUCAAAACGAAGCCCAGAUUGCUGAGGCGCCGGUAGCAGCAAACCAGUGCAGGUCCCACUACUCCAAGAAUGAUCUCUGGGGUUCCAGAAUCCCUGCUCUUCCGGAGAAAGGACUUGGAAACGCCGUAGUAAAAUGUAACGUGAAUGGGAUCCAUUCCUCCAAGAAUCUCAGCGCCCCUCCUCCUAGAACCCAACCUAAGAAGAUUAACCUGCACAGCUCUUCCACUCAGCGGCCUGAUCCUCCAGGCCAAAAGGUUUUUCAGCCCAAAACAGGUGAUAAACUCGAGUUUUUCAAUCAUGAAAAUCACCCAAAGCAAACUUUGGAAAUCUCGAAUGCCCUUUGCAAGGAGAAAGGUUUCCAGGCUAUCGACGGAACCGUAUUUUCCAUCGUGUGUGCCCUACCAGAGAUCCGAGACAAAGACUUUCGGUUGGAUAACCCAUCUUUUCUCCCCGAGGACAACCCUGCGGAGAAAGCGAGGACUGUCACGAAAGAGAACCUCUCAAACCAUCUGGUGCAAAUCAACCAAAGCACGGAAAACAUGACCGUCGUCCACCACCUGCCGUGCGGCGAGUCCGAUGAGUCCGAUGAAGGGGACGGCGUCUGGAGGAGGACGAGUCUUUUCGGCCUCUCGUUCGACGACCAAAUAGCCACCCAGAUCCUCUCUGCAAGGAACAAAGGAGAGCCGGCGUGGAAAGCCAGAUGGGACGGCCUCGUCAAGGUCAACGGAGAACUGGAAGAAGAUGCAGAAGUCGCCGAGGCCCUGGCAGCCCUGGAGGCAGCUACGGCCGGUGAAACUUUUGAAGAGGAGGAGGAAGACUAUUAGACAGCAGUCGGGGUAGUGAUGAUAAGUGUCUCUUGAACAAGAAGGAGUUGCUUCAACUUGAGAAAGCCACUUGGGAGUUCUGGGCACAGGAGGGUCAUAGCUGGUUAAAGGAAUUGACCACGUAAAAUAUACAGUAUAUCACAGGAGUACACGCCCUCGCACUUUGUAAAUAUUUAAGGAUAUCUUCCCAUGUGACAACACUGAAGAAAUGACACUUGACUACCAUGUAAAGUAGUGAGGAUACAGCUUGUAUAACAGUGGAAACGUGCUGUCCCCUCAAAAUAACACAACGCGCAGCCAUUAAUGUCUAAACUGAUGGGAACAAAAGUGAAUACACCCCUCACUGUGCCGAGGUGGCGCAGUGGUUAAAUGCAGCACUGCAGGCUACUUCAGCUGACUGCAGUUCUGCAGAUCGGCUG